Malurus melanocephalus (red-backed fairy wren) is the source of this 4577-nucleotide messenger RNA. RefSeq names its product GA binding protein transcription factor subunit alpha (gene GABPA). Gene Ontology annotation, cellular component: nucleus. NCBI's taxonomy places the organism in Eukaryota, Metazoa, Chordata, Aves, Passeriformes, Maluridae. The record is from RefSeq and is a predicted model, not a curated record. Gene Ontology annotation, molecular function: DNA-binding transcription factor activity, RNA polymerase II-specific; sequence-specific DNA binding. The transcript has 10 exons. Bases 331 to 1698 code for a protein of 455 amino acids. Gene Ontology annotation, biological process: cell differentiation; regulation of transcription by RNA polymerase II.
GAGGCCUCCUCAGCGCGCAAAAACUUGUGCCCRUUUGUAAAUACUUUGUUUUGGGUGAAAACGUAACAGGAUGUGGCGUCUUGUGGUUCUCCCCUUGCACUGGUGCGAAGCAUGUCGAGUGAUGUGUCCUGUUCUGGGCCACUCGCUUCGAGAAGGACAUGGAAGGGCUGGAGCGAGCCGAGAGAAGGACAGCGGAGCUGGGGAAGGGUCUGGAGCACAAUUCUGAUGAGGAGUCACCCUGGGGAAAAGGAGUCCCGGGGGCACUCGAUCGCUCUUUACAGUUCCUUGCCAGGAGAUUGCAGCCAGCUCUGUUCUUAAGACAUUGCAGCCAUGACUAAGAGAGAGGCAGAGGAGCUGAUAGAAAUUGAAAUUGAUGGAACUGAGAAACAGGAAUGCACCGAAGAAAGCAUUGUCGAGCAAACCUACACCACAGCAGAAUUUGUGAGUCAGGCUAUUGACAUCAAUGAGCCCAUUGGAAAUCUUAAGAAGUUACUGGAACCCAGACUGCAGUGUUCCUUGGAUGCACAUGAAAUUUGUCUGCAAGAUAUUCAGCUGGACCCAGAUCGAAGCCUUUUUGAUCAAGGAGUGAAAACAGAUGGAACAGUGCAACUUAGUGUGCAAGUAAUAUCUAGGCAAGGGAUAGAGCCCAAAUUGAACAUCCUGGAAAUUGUGAAGCCUGUGGAGACUGUGGAGGUUGUGAUUGAUCCAGAUGCUCAUCAUGCAGAGGCUGAAGCUCACCUUGUUGAGGAAGCUCAAGUGAUAACCUUGGAUGGAACWAAACAUAUUGCAACAAUUUCAGACGAAACGUCUGAGCAAGUGACACGAUGGGCUGCAGCACUGGAAGGCUACCGGAAGGAGCAGGAACGCCUUGGAAUACCUUAUGACCCGGUUCAGUGGUCAACAGACCAGGUGCUCCACUGGGUGGUGUGGGUGAUGAAGGAGUUCAGCAUGACUGACAUUGACCUCAACACGCUCAGCAUCCCUGGGCGGGAGCUCUGCAGCCUCAGCCAAGAAGAUUUCUUCCAGCGCGUCCCAAGGGGAGAAAUCCUUUGGAGCCACCUGGAGCUUCUUCGAAAGUAUGUGUUGGCUAGCCAAGAACACUCUGGAGAAAUAGCAACUGUUACUAUUGAUCAGCCUGUUCAGAUUAUACCAGCUUCUGUACAGCCUGCUACCCCAACCACCAUCAAAGUGAUAAACAGCAGUGCAAAAGCAGCUAAAGUUCAGAGAGCUCCAAGGAUCUCCGGGGAAGACAGGAGUUCCCCUGGGAACAGAACAGGGAACAAUGGCCAGAUCCAGCUGUGGCAGUUUUUAUUAGAACUUCUCACUGACAAAGAUGCUCGGGACUGUAUAUCUUGGGUUGGUGAUGAAGGAGAGUUUAAAUUGAAUCAACCUGAACUGGUUGCACAGAAAUGGGGACAGCGCAAGAACAAGCCCACGAUGAACUACGAGAAGCUKAGUCGGGCUUUGAGGUAUUACUAUGAUGGAGACAUGAUCUGCAAAGUGCAAGGCAAGAGGUUUGUGUACAAAUUCGUGUGYGACCUGAAGACUCUGAUUGGGUACAGCGCAGCGGAGCUGAACCGCUUGGUCACGGAGUGUGAGCAGAAGAAACUGGCCAAGAUGCAGCUCCAUGGCAUUGCACAGCCAGUUACAGCAGUGGCACUGGCUACAGCAUCCCUGCAAGCAGAGAAAGAUAUUUAAGCACUGGGACCUGUAAGUGGGAACCUGAGGCCUUUCCUCUAUAACCAGAGCAAUUGGUGCUCUUACCUUUAUUGGAAUUGGAAACUUUCUUUGUUUCUCGACCAUAUAAUAUAGAGCAUGAUUUUCUAUAAAGAACUGAGACUCACAUAGAUUUGGAUCUUUUAACAGCAUAUAUAUUUUAAUGUAACUUAAGGAGUCACCACAACUUCCACAGCUAGUGAGAAGUGGAACCGCUCAACGCUGUGACCAUGGCUGUGCGAAGUCAUUUCUGCAAUGCUUUUAACAAAAAUGAAGUCCCUGUAGUCCCCAGGCUGAUUAGUUGUCUGAAUGCAGCCUUUUCCAGUCUUUUGUUCUCUGCUGAACUACCAAAUGGCAUUUGAUGCUUUCAAAGUUCAAAGUAUGUUAAUUAUUCUCAGAUAAUCAAGCAGAGCUGAAAGACAUGUUAAAUGUUACAGAGCAUCAAGUUCUUAAAAGAGGUUCUGUGYUUAUAAGCAAAGGAAACUAAGACUAGACUUAACUGGAGAUCAGUGCUGAAGAAGCAGAUUCAAGUUUAGAUAUGGCUUAGGUAAAAAGCCAAUUAUGAGUAUUUCAUUGUAAUAUGUAGAUAAUAUGCAUAUAUGAGGGCAAAUACCUGUUUUGAAAUAUGUGCUUGACAUUAGCCAUUUCGCAGAAAGCAAAGAUGAACUUCUUYCCCCACUGCCAUCCCCCAUCAGGUGAUUCAAAAACUUGAAAAAACAGCCCUCGCCCAAGAAGUAGAUUGUUUUGUUGGGGAUUAUUAAGGCUGUGUUCUGCAAGGUGUUUAUACCUGCAUGGUAGCCAACCUUAGUACCUGAAGACUUAAGUUAAUCACAGUCAGUAGUCCCUGGUUAGGAACAAAUUGAAAAUARUUUUACAGAGAACUGAAGUUUAAUUUCCCAAUCAUUGUACAGUCUAAUGUAUAUUAAAUACAAAGAGGUAUUUUUUAUUUAAUUUCUCUUUGAACUUCAAGUGAUAUUUUUGAAGCUUCUUAAGCCAAGUGCAUGYUCCAGAGCUGGAUGCAAUUUGAGGACUGGAUGAUGAGUUAUAAGUAGUUGGGAUAUAUCCUGAAUUCUGAGCUACUCACAGUGCUUCUUUCAAAUUUAGAUGUGCAGUAAAACAUAGGCUGCAGCUUUUGAGCUUCUGCACUGGUGCUUGUUAGACUGCUUCUUUUAAUGUCUAAGAAUGGUGCAAUUUGGGGUUGCUUUUGCCCCUUCAUGUUAAUAAACAGAAUAAUUAUUAUGUCACCAUUGAUAUUCACCUACUUUUUAUAAAUUAAACCCCCUCUGGUAACACUUAAAAAUUACAGUGGAAGACCUUUAGUUCUGUAAGGAAUUGAGCUACUCUUAAACCUUAAAUCCAAAGCCCUUGAACAGUGAUGUUCUGAGCAUAAAGUGUGUUGGUGUAGAGCAGUGAGGGCACUGGGCUACUGCUCUUGAGUCACCCUUGCAGGCAGAAGGCAGACAAUACAAAUACUUGUGUGUAUCCUAAAGGUGUCUUGAGGACAAAGCUUUUUGUAGGUGGCUGCUCAUCCACAGAUAGUUUUUGGUUGACUAGAAAUCUUGCAUAUAGUUCUGACUUAUGUUUUUUCAUUAUUGACRUGAUUAUAAAAUCAAAGGUAUUUUGCUGGACUCUUUUGGUAACUCUUACUGUUGUUUUCCUUGAGCUCUUACAGCACUCCAUCUGCUGAGCAUKCUGGUGUCAUUUUGCUUUUAAAAAAUUUGUAAGCUCUGAGCAGAAAAUGGAAAUGUAUCUGUCACGAAAGGUCAACRUCACCCCUUUUCUUGCUGUUAGAGUUGAUAUCACUGGUUGGCAACUUUUUAAGAUGGCUUGUGCAGGAGAUGCAGGUGUGCUUACCAAGAAUUAUGUGAAGCUGGUAUUUGAGGGCAGCAGCUCURCAUGAACAGCACUCCAUGAGUAAACACAAGUCAGUACAAGUCACUGGUUCCAGUAGCAGAGUUCUUGAGAGGCCUUUUUAGUUAAUACAYAUUACAAAAGAAAAGAAGCUUAAAAUACCAGCUUCCUCCAUCAAACCAGACUGUGGGAGGACAAACACACAGCAAUAUUGAGAACUAGUAUCAAUACCCCUGCCUAUUCUUGUUACACGAAAAGCCCCAUGGGGGAACUUCUGCUCCCACCCUUUGUAAAUAAAUCCUGUUGUUACUUUGCAGCCUUUCAGUAGGAGUAAUGGUCCUUGGGGUUCUUUGUUGUGGCUCCAUCUGCUUUUCUACCGUGUUCUAAUUAGUAAUGAAAGAAUCUUUCAAGUGGUAUAAAAUUAUUAUCACACUCUCUGUAGUUGAGGGAGAAACCUGUGACUAACUUGAUGUCUUCAGUAAAACAAAAGAUUUAGAAUAUAUUGUCAAAGGAUUUUCUGUUGCUGCCAGAAGGAAAACAUAGAAAGAAUAUUUCAAGUUUUUGUAAAACAGAAGGGUUUUUGCAUACUUUUUAUUCAAUAAAGACACUUAUACUCUGCUAAUAAUKAUGUAUUUCUUUUGUGUUUUAUUCUGUUUUUUGUAAUUUUAUAUGAAACAAUUAUUUUCUAUUUUUACUCUGAUAAAGUAUAAAGUGCAUAAAAUUUCAAUAUAGUAAAAUAAAAAUAUUAUACAGCUAAUUUGCCUUCUUAAUUUUCCAGACAUUUGAAAUGUCUUUCAUGGGCAAGUWCAAAGAUGAAUACCUGCCCUUUAUUCUCUUUCUUCUUAAUGUCAAAAGCUCAAUACAGAAAGAAGGCAAACUCACCUUUUAUUCGAAGAUGCAUUUUCUUUGACUCAAUAUUUGGCUAUGUGUUUCUACUUUUAARCUGUAACUUGGUGUCCUUUAUUUCUGUAGCAGCUUUCUUUAACAUAUUAAUUGCAAAUCUCAAAAUG